GGACGUUAAGUUUGGGCUUUUAGGGAGGAUCUCAAGUUCGGAAGGUGUUGUUCAGUCAGAUUUAACCAAGGUUGUUUAAGAGUUAGUAGACUAUUUGUUUGUAUUUUUUUAAUUCAUGGAAUUGUUUCUAAACGACUGUUCUGGCAAAACAUUUGCACCUGGAUAAUCUCGAGUGAUUGUAAGUGUGAUGAUCAUCUGCUAAAUGAGCAACAACGACCACAAUUCACUCCUUCAGUCAGUGAAGCUCCCACAGCCGUUCAUGAGAGUUUAAAUGCUGGGGAAUAUUCCCAUCUUCCCACAGGAGAAGAAGAAGCAAGCAGGAGGAAUUACUCCAGGAGAAACUACGGACAUACUAUUGUAAAGAUGGAGAUUAAGGAAGAACCCUGCAGAAUAAAAGAUGAAGAUACAGAGGAACAAAUAGACCCGAUGGAAGUGAAUGAGGACAAACAGCAUUUUACAAACGAAGAUGGAAACAUCAUUUCACAGACUGAAAAGAAUUUCACACAGAAACGAGCUGGAAAAACUGGAGUCAAAGGAUCUUUCACCUGCUCUGAGUGUGAAAAAAGUUACAAACAGAAAAAAAACCUAAAUGUGCACAUGAGGAUUCACACUGGAGAAAAACCGUUCACAUGCUCUCAGUGUGGAAAGAGUUUCACAUCCCAAAAUAAUCUCAAAAAACAUCUUCUCUCUCACUCUGGAGUGAGAUCAUUCAGCUGUGAUCAGUGUGAGAAAACAUAUGUUUUUGGAUCAAGCUUAAGAACACACAUUAAAACUCAUACUGGUGUGAAGCCUCACUUUUGCUCUUUUUGUGGAAAGAGUUUUUCACUACUGCACAUUUUAAAAGAUCAUGAGAGUAUUCAUACUGGUGUGAAAUCUUAUCUGUGCUCUGACUGUGGGAAGACCUUUGUUACAUCCAGUGACUUAAAAAGACACCAGAGAGUUCAUAGUGGAGAGAAACCAUACAAGUGUUCACACUGUGGAAAGAGUUUUGCUCUGUCAGGAACCCUGAAAACACAUGAGCGAGUUCAUACUGGAGAGAAACCUUAUGAGUGUUCACACUGUGGAAAGAGUUUCGCUUAUUUAUCAUCCUGUGCAGAUCAUGAGAGAGUUCAUACUGGAGAGAAACCGUACAAGUGCUCUUUAUGUGGAAAGAGUUUCACCCAACUAUCUAAUCUAAAGACUCAUGAGAACAAGCAUUAAGAUGCAGAUCUCUAAAUGAUCAUUUUCAACAAGCACAAGACAUGAAUUAUUGUAUUGCUUUUAUUCUCCCUCUUCUUUUGAAGCAGAUUCUGUGUCACAUCAUCAGG
Molecule: messenger RNA, 1307 nt
Organism: Rhinichthys klamathensis goyatoka
Lineage: Eukaryota; Metazoa; Chordata; Actinopteri; Cypriniformes; Leuciscidae
Product: gastrula zinc finger protein XlCGF52.1-like
Exons: 2
Coding region: 364-1200 (278 amino acids)
Biological process (GO): regulation of transcription by RNA polymerase II
Molecular function (GO): DNA-binding transcription factor activity; RNA polymerase II cis-regulatory region sequence-specific DNA binding
Source: RefSeq, a predicted model, not a curated record